Molecule: messenger RNA, 684 nt
Organism: Drosophila novamexicana
Lineage: Eukaryota; Metazoa; Arthropoda; Insecta; Diptera; Drosophilidae
Exons: 2
Coding region: 1-684 (227 amino acids)
Source: RefSeq, a predicted model, not a curated record
AUGGAUCACAUCGAAAUGCGACAGCCACAGCAGCACAACUCGAAAUCUUCAAACGGGAUUCUCGUUGCGAUCAUCGUUUCGAUUUCAAUCACAGGCUCCUGUGGCCUUUUGCUAUUUCCUACAUCCACGGUGCUGCAGGUGACGUCAUCUAUGUCGGUGCCUAUUGAUAUACCAGAUUCGCGAAAGGUCUUCAUGGACUUGGGUUUUCAAAUGAAUUAUAAUUUGCCAUUUGAUCUUGCAUCAUUCUACAAUCCCACCAUUUGGUCCAACGCACUAGAGCGUCGUAAGCGUAAUUUAAAUAACUUAACAAGCACAGCCAUGGAUCUGCUAGAGGCUGAGCGUGGAGUACAUCCCCGGGAUUUCACUGCCGGCGAGCUUUAUUUGGGUAUAGAGGGCAUAUUGCAGGACUACGGCUUUCACAGAUCCUGCUUGCUGCGCAGUGUCUGCGAACUGGCACUGCAUCCCUUUGCGGAUAAUCACAGUUAUAGCUAUAAUCUGAUUGUUCAGAUCAUCAGCUUUUUGCUAACGCCUUCGCAGCAUGAUGGCUUUGGCCCCAAUGAAAAGUUAUAUCAAUAUCGAUAUGAACGAGCCGAGAAAUUGGGCUUCAUGGGCGGUGAUUGCCAGCAAGCUUAUCCAAAGUGUAAGUUGGAUGUGCUCAAUAUUGUCACCAAUCUAGUAGGAUGA